UUUUUUUUUUUUGUUUUUUUGCUUGUUUUUUUUCUAGGACGGGGAUAUUCAAGCCAUGAAGAUCGAAUCGCACCUCACUCAGUUGUUCAUCAACAAUCAGUACGUGGAUUGUUUGAACCCAAAGAAGAAUUUCGUGUACAACCCAGCAAAUGGAAGCCUCGUGAGUGACCAGAUACCAGUCGCCGGGGAAGCCGAUGUUGGUCUAGCCGUCAAGUCAGCUCAGGAUGCAUUUGCACCUGGCUCAGAAUGGCGACGCAUGAGCGACUUUGAUCGCCAAAAAGUGUUGCUUAAAUUUGCAGAUCUGAUCGAGGCCAACCAAGAAUAUCUGGCUUCCCUUACGCGGAUCACUCUGGGUGCGCCGUACAACCCCUUUGGGAAAUCAGAGAUCGAAACUGCUAUAGGCUGUUUUAGAUAUUAUGCGGGAUGGGUGGGCAAGUUUGCCGGUCAAAGUUUUCCCGCCACCGACGGCUUUUACAAGGUCGUUCGAAAUGAGCCGCUGGGGGUUGUCGCAGGGAUUAUUCCCUGGAACGGCCCAUUGGCAUCCAUUGGCCUUAAAGCUGCGCCUGCAUUAUCAACUGGGAACGUUUUCAUUCUGAAGCCAAGCGAGAAAACUCCGCUAGCGGCUGCUGCGCUCGGAAAGCUAGUAGUGGAGGCGGGCUUUCCUCCUGGCGUUUUCCAGGUCUUGAUUGGAGACGGCAGUACUGGUAAAAUACUCGCCAGUCAUAUGGAAAUCGCAAAGGUGAGCUUCACGGGAAGCGUAGCAACAGGAAAAAGUGUGCAAGCCCUCGCUGCAAAAAGCAACUUGAAGAGGGUGACCCUUGAGCUCGGUGGCAAAAGUCCAGCUGUGGUUUUCGACGACGCGAAUCUUGAGAAUGCUGUCCACUGGUGUGUGAACGGGUUGACUACUAACUCCGGCCAGAUCUGCUUCGCUGCAUCUCGAGUGUAUGUUCAAGACGGUAUAUAUGACAGAUUCUUGUCAGCCUACCGCAAGGCACUCGCUGUGAAGCGUGGGGUUAUGGGCGAUCCUGAGAAGGCCACAUCAGAACUCGGGCCAGUCGUGGAUCAGGCGCAGUAUGAAAGGAUCCUGGUGAUCAUUGAUAACGCGAAAAAGAACAAAGAAGGAAGCCUUUUGCAGGGUGGGGAAGCACUGGGCUCCAAGGGAUUCUACGUUGAACCAGCGAUCUUCGAGGACACCGGGGCGGAUGCAUCUAUCUCUCGGGAUGAGAUCUUCGGACCGGUUGUUGCGAUAAACCGAUUCAAAACCGAAGAGGAGGUAAUUGAUCUUGCCAAUAACUCACGGUACGGUUUAAUUGCGGGAGCUUUCACGCAAGAUAUCAACCGGGCUCUGCGACUGAGCGAGGCCUUCGAUUCGGGGGUAGUGGGAAUCAACUGCAUCAGUACCAUCCACUUCUCAUGUCCUUUUGGCGGAACAAAGGAGAGCGGAAUUGGUCGCGAGCUUGGUGUGCAUGCGUUGAAUGCCUAUACGGAGCCCAAGACAGUGCUGAUUAACCUCACCUAUUAGGUGGGUUACUGUCU
This is a messenger RNA of Aspergillus glaucus CBS 516.65, 1536 nucleotides long. RefSeq lists its product as uncharacterized. The transcript is spliced from 7 exons. Bases 56 to 1522 code for a protein of 488 amino acids. The record is from RefSeq and is a predicted model, not a curated record. Gene Ontology annotation, molecular function: aldehyde dehydrogenase (NAD+) activity. NCBI's taxonomy places the organism in Eukaryota, Fungi, Ascomycota, Eurotiomycetes, Eurotiales, Aspergillaceae.